Messenger RNA from Zophobas morio, 805 nucleotides. Its product is annotated as dnaJ-like protein 60. The record is from RefSeq and is a predicted model, not a curated record. Lineage: Eukaryota; Metazoa; Arthropoda; Insecta; Coleoptera; Tenebrionidae. Bases 94 to 783 code for a protein of 229 amino acids. The transcript has 5 exons.
UGAUGUUUUGUUACGUCAUUCUACGAAUGUCAAAUUAUUAAUUCACCAAAAUAUUCAUCUCCAAUAUGUAAACCAUAACUCACUAUUUGGAUAAUGUCUUACAAAAUUUGCAGUGAUGUCUCAAAAGUGACAACGAAAUUUAAUACCUUACACAGUUUUUGCAGAUUGUACCAAACACAUUAUGAAGUGUUAAAGUUAUCAAAAAAUUGUUCACCUAAAGAAAUAAAGAGCGCUUUCAUCAAACUUUCAAAGCAGCAUCAUCCAGAUGUCAAUAAGAGUAAGCAAUCGCAUGCCAAGUUUCAGCAAAUUAACGAAGCCUAUAAAGUAUUAGGCAAACCUGAAAGUCGACGAGAUUAUGACUUGGGUUUAUCACAGGAUCACCCACAUGCAGCAAAACACUAUCAAACUGAAAGAUAUUAUUAUGAACCAAGAACUCGCAACCCAUAUAGUGAUCCACACUUUUGGGCUAAUAGAGACAAGGCACGUGAUGAAUAUUAUAGACAACAUCCAUAUUAUGGAAUAGAUGGAAUUCCAAGAUUAUCCAAUGAAGCUAUUAUAUUUUUCUGUAUUGUUUUUUCGUUAAUAGGCAUGGGUUUGCAGUAUAUAGCAAUAACUAGAUCACAAACUUUCAGAAGAGAUGCUUUAAUUAGAAGAUCCUUAGAAACAGAACAAAUAUUGAAUCAAACAAAGGAAACUGCUGUCAGCAAUGGUAAUGCUGCACAGUUAGAAGCUUUAAAAAUAAAACUUCUAGGACAAACAGUAAAAGAAUGUGAUAACAAAUAAUUCAAUUAAAUUAUUUAUUUAA